This is a messenger RNA of Chaetura pelagica (chimney swift), 1238 nucleotides long. RefSeq names its product calcium activated nucleotidase 1 (gene CANT1). The record is from RefSeq and is a predicted model, not a curated record. Lineage: Eukaryota; Metazoa; Chordata; Aves; Apodiformes; Apodidae. Gene Ontology annotation, molecular function: GDP phosphatase activity; calcium ion binding; UDP phosphatase activity. Gene Ontology annotation, biological process: proteoglycan biosynthetic process. Bases 17 to 1231 code for a protein of 404 amino acids. The transcript has 3 exons.
CCUCCCGCCCAGUCUGAUGCCCGUCCCGCCUUGCCAUGAGUCUAUGAGCCCGCUCCGGAUCAGCGUGGGUGGCCUGCCUGUCCUCGCGUCCAUGACCAAGGGUGCUGACCCCCGCUUCCGACUGCGCUGGAAGGCCAUCGUGCUGUCGUCAGCCUGCGUGGGGUUUGUGCUGCUGCUCUUCUGCCUGCACCGGUCCUCCCCUGCACGGCCUGUGCCUCCCCAUCCUCGCAACUGGCAGCUCAGCCUGCGGGCCGGGGACCGCUACAAUGACACCUACCCGCUGUCCCCACCCCAGAGAAACCCCGAGGGUGUGCGCUACCGCAUCGGAGUCAUCGCGGACCUGGACACGCAGUCCCGGGACUCUGAGGAGCACACCUGGUUCAGUUACCUGAAGAAGGGCUACCUGGUGCUGUCGGACAGUGGGGACAGCGUGACGGUGGAGUGGGACAAAGAUGAGAGUGUGCUGCGGUCGCAUCUGGCUGAGAAGGGCAGGGGCAUGGAGCUCUCCGAGCUGGUCGUCUUCAACGGGAAGCUGUACGCUGUGGAUGACCGAACAGGAGUGGUCUACCAGAUUGAGGGCAACAAGGUGGUGCCCUGGGUGAUCCUCCCAGACGGGGAUGGCACAGUGGGGAAAGGCUUCAAGGCAGAGUGGCUGGCAGUGAAGGAUGAGCGCCUCUACGUGGGGGGACUGGGCAAGGAGUGGACCACAACGACGGGGGAGGUGGUGAACGAGAACCCCGAGUGGGUGAAGGUCAUUGGCUACAAGGGUGAUGUGGGCCACGAGAACUGGGUGGCGAACUACAAUGCGCUGAGGGCGGCAGCAGGGAUCAGACCCCCAGGUUACCUGAUCCACGAGUCGGCCUCCUGGAGCGACACGCUGCAGCGCUGGUUCUUCCUGCCGCGCCGCGCCAGCCACGAGCGCUACAACGAGAAGGCAGAUGAGCAGCGAGGCACCAACCUGCUGCUGAGCUCCACCCAGGACUUUGGGGACGUGACGGUGGGACGCGUGGGAGACGUGGUCCCCACCCACGGCUUCUCCUCCUUCAAGUUCAUCCCAGACACAGAUGACCUGUUCAUUGUGGGGCUGAAAUCGGGAGAGGACAAAAAAAAAACGGAAGAGGACAAUGGAAAGGUUGCCAGCUACAUCAUGGCUUUCACACUGGACGGGCGCUUCCUCCUGCCUGAGACCAGGAUUGGGAGCGUAAAAUACGAGGGCAUUGAGUUUAUUUAACCGACUU